Hemicordylus capensis (graceful crag lizard) is the source of this 2709-nucleotide messenger RNA. It is a transcript of the gene TKFC, whose product is annotated as triokinase and FMN cyclase. Gene Ontology annotation, cellular component: cytosol. The record is from RefSeq and is a predicted model, not a curated record. Gene Ontology annotation, molecular function: glycerone kinase activity; ATP binding. NCBI's taxonomy places the organism in Eukaryota, Metazoa, Chordata, Lepidosauria, Squamata, Cordylidae. Bases 895 to 2424 code for a protein of 509 amino acids. The transcript has 18 exons. Gene Ontology annotation, biological process: glycerol catabolic process.
UGAGGGUAUAUUCGGAUGUAAGAAACAAUGGUAUUAAGCAGCGGGACGGAAGGGGGAUAUCACGUGGACUGAAGCGGCGCAGGCGCGCGUUGUGCGGUCCACGUGCUCUGUGUUUCCUUGCUCCUCCCGCCCCCUCUUACGCCGCGGUAAUUUGGUGCUUCGUACUCGGUCAACUGUCGGAGCUCGAGCCCUUCCCUUUCAAUCGAUCUUUUUCCCCCGCAGCCCCCGCCCCUUCACGACCCUUGUCAGGCGAGGAGCGCGUGCUUCGUGCGCCGCCCAAGCGGAGUUCGGAUUCGGGGUCGAAGUCCGCGGCGGGCAGGCUCCAGAUAGCCCCGAGCCACCCACCACCUUCCUCAGUUCACUUCGAGGGGGCGGCACAGCAGUAGCCGCCGCCGCAGCUCCCCAAAGGGCCGCCGCUGCACAGCCCUGGUCUCGUCGCCUCUGCUGGCAGAGCAGGAGGUGCCCCUGGCUGGGAGAGGUUCUCGGGCCCUCGUGCUGCACUGUCUCCUCGCGGAGAGCCUAGACUCGAGUCAGCAUGCAGAUGUUAUGGCAAGCAUUGACAUGCAAUUGUGCUUGUCAAGCAGCACCAGAGAGAAAUUGCGCAGGCGCAAGUAGUGGAUACAACUUGCAUUCUCUCCUUCAAGAAUUCUCCUUCAGAUUUUACAUGAGUCAGUUGCACAUCAGCUUGGCUCAAAGAAGCUAGUAAACACAGUUCUGGGUUGUGCUGAUGAUGCACUGGCUGGAAUAGUGGCCUGUAAUCCUGCUCUUCAGCUCCUUCAGGGACACAGAGUGGCAUUGCGUUCCGACCUGGAGAAUGUGGAUGGCAAAGUGGCUCUUAUUUCUGGAGGAGGAUCAGGACAUGAGCCUGCACAUGCAGGAUACAUUGGGAGAGGAAUGCUCACUGGAGUGGUGGCUGGUCCAGUAUUUACUUCUCCUGCAGUAGGUAGCAUUCUAGCAGCAAUCCGGGCUGUGAGAGAAGUGGGAGCAGUUGGGAUACUGCUAAUAGUGAAGAACUAUACUGGAGACCGUCUGAACUUUGGUCUGGCAUUGGAGCAGGCACGGGCGGAAGGGGCUACUGUGGAAAUGGUGGUGAUUGGUGAAGACUCUGCCUUUACCACACUUAAGAAGGCUGGCAGGAGAGGGCUGUGUGGCACAGUACUUAUACAUAAGGUGGCUGGGGCUCUGGCUGAGAAAGGUGCUGGUCUGAAUGAAAUUGUUCGCAAAGUUCUCGCUGUUGCAGGAGCAAUGGGCACCCUUGGGGUGAGUCUGUCUCCCUGCAGUGUCCCUGGAUCCAGACCCACAUUCCAGCUUGCUGAUGAUGAGCUUGAGCUAGGCUUGGGAAUCCAUGGUGAAGCUGGUGUGCGCAGGAUGAAGAUCACAACAGCUGAUAAGAUCGUCAAAACAAUGCUGGAUCACAUGACUAAUCCUUCCAGUGCUUCACAUGUGACACUCAGGCCUGGUACUUCUGUUGUCUUGAUGGUGAACAACCUUGGUGGCCUGUCCUACCUUGAGUUGAGUAUAGUAGCUGGAUCUGCUGUACGCUGUCUUGAGAGCAGGGGCAUUCACAUUGCCCGAGCUUUGGUUGGCUCCUUUAUGACUGCACUGGAGAUGGCAGGUGUCUCCCUUACUCUUUUGCGUGUGGAUGAUGAACUCUUGAAUCUCAUUGAUUCUGAAACUACAGCUAUAGCUUGGUCACAACCUACCAAGGUGCCUGUGUCUGGCCAGAGAAGAGAGCGAAUAGGACCAAAGGAGUGCCCUGAAGAAGAGGAGCAGUGUUUCCCAGCUGGAGUACAGUUCUCCCCACAGAUGAGACUAGUUCUUGACAGUGUGUGCAAUACAUUGCUGAGCCUACAGGAGAAGCUGAAUGAUCUAGAUCGUGCCGCAGGUGAUGGGGACUGUGGAAGCACACAUGCACGUGCUGCCAGAGCAAUCCAAGAAUGGCUGACUGCAACACCUGCACCGGUGGACCCAUCUAAGUUGCUCUGUGUCCUAGCAAAGUUGUUGCUGGAGAAGAUGGGAGGUUCUUCAGGGGCGCUCUAUGGACUCUUUCUGACAGCAGCUGCUCAGCCCUUACGCCUUGACAAUGACUUGGCAGCCUGGUCAGUAGCCAUGGAUGCUGGUAUCGAAGCCAUGAUGCGGUAUGGAGGGGCUGCACCUGGAGACAGAACCAUGCUGGAUUCACUCUGUGCUGCUGCUGAAGAGCUCAGAGCUCUGAAGAACCCGAAGGCUAAUCUGAUGCAAAUUCUGGAUAAAGCUGUAGAGCGGGCAGAAGCUGCUGCUGAAUCCACAAGGAACAUGAAAGCUGCCGCAGGCAGGGCCAGUUACAUCAGCUCAGCCCACCUAGAGGAGCCAGACCCUGGUGCUGUGGCAGCUGCAGCUAUUCUUCGUGCAGUAUUGGAAGGGUUACAGGCUAAAGCAGAGUAGCUUUGUGACAGUGCCUUCUUUUGACUCCGACUGAUUCAGCACCUGCUAAAAUGCCACAUUACCUCUCCUGCACUGGGCUUUUUGCUUUAAUCAAAGUAUCCUUGAAUUUGUCUCCUACUGUCAUUUCUCGCCAAUCCUAGCUGCCUGAGAGCCUCAUUGCAGUGAAUGGAUGUAGUGAUUUCUGUAACCUUAUGUGUACGAGUAAAAGAUUGCUCUAUAUUUGGGACCAAUACUUUUCCUUAUGCUUUGAAUUCUGGUUAUAAUAAAGAAUCCUGACUCCUGAAA